This is a messenger RNA of Helianthus annuus (common sunflower), 990 nucleotides long. Its product is annotated as GATA transcription factor 19. The transcript has 2 exons. Bases 133 to 771 code for a protein of 212 amino acids. Lineage: Eukaryota; Viridiplantae; Streptophyta; Magnoliopsida; Asterales; Asteraceae. The record is from RefSeq and is a predicted model, not a curated record. Gene Ontology annotation, biological process: regulation of DNA-templated transcription; flower development. Gene Ontology annotation, molecular function: sequence-specific DNA binding; DNA-binding transcription factor activity; zinc ion binding.
UUUCACACUCUUCCAUCAUUACAUGUUCGUACACUCAUUCUACUCUCACCCUCCAUUUAAACACCCCUAAACAAGUGAUCAACACCUCCCUCAAGGAACUAACUAUCAACUAUACAUACAUAUACGUAAAAUAUGUAUAGGUGUGGUGGCUCUAAUAAUGCAAUGGUGUUCUCCAUGCCUUAUGAUGGAGAAUCACCGGUUGACUGUACGCUUUCUUUGGGUACACCGGCUACUCGUUUGACUGGAGAUUAUGAUAGGGUUAACCAUGAAAGAAGGUCUACUGCUAACUGGUCGUCUAACUUUUGCUGGGAUAUUUUGCAACCGUCACCCUCUCAGAAGGCUGUCCAUGGUGGUGGUAAUGGCGGAACCGCGGUUGCGGAACCUUUACUGGCUAGGCGGUGUGCUAACUGUGACACCACUUCUACUCCUCUUUGGAGAAACGGUCCUCGUGGACCCAAGUCGCUAUGUAACGCUUGUGGAAUCCGGUUCAAGAAAGAAGAGAGACGAGCCAACGCGGCAGCAACCGCAACUACAAACGUGGGCGAUACGACGGAGACACAACACUACCAACAAAUGAUGAACAUGAAUGCAAACCCAUGGGUUCACCACACACAAGCCACACACAAACUCCCAUCAUGUUACUCACCAGCAGCAUCAAAAGUGAACGAGUUCAGGUUCAUUGAUGACGUGGACGACAGAGAUUCGCCGUUCUUGUCGUGGCGUCUCAACGUCACCGACGGUCCAGGGCUUGUCCACGGGUUUACGAGGUGAAAGUGGGCCCACUCGGAGGUUGUUACAAGAGACGUGGAGUAAAAAAAAAGUAUUUAAUUAAUUUUAUAUUUCCAGAGCAAAAAAGUUUAUUCCAAAGAGCAUCACUUUUGUAAUCACUUGUACUUCGUGUAUUGGUGUUUGUCGAUUUCUGCUUUGGGAAAGACUCGCUUUUAUUAAUUUUCUUAGUUUUUAAUAAUUAUUAACAGUAUCUUUUUGUCC